AUGGUGAUAAUCGAGUCGAGCAUUGCUUCGAAAGCGAGGCCGUAUGUGGGAGUCAUUUUCCUGCAGUUUGGGGCUGCCGGUUUCGGUAUAGUUGCAAAGGCUGCUCUAAACAAAGGCAGCAGUAAUUACACGUUCGCCGUCUACAGAAACGCAAUCGCGGCUGCCAUUUUCAUUCCUUUCGCCAUCAUUUUCGAGAGGAAAACAAGGCCAACAAUGACGUGGAGCGUCUUGUGGAAGAUUUUGCUGCUUGGCUUACUUGACCCGGUUAUCGGUCAGAACAUGUUCUAUGCCGGCAUGAGAUAUUCAUCGGCCACCUUUGCUGCUGCUCUGUGCAAUCUCAUCCCUGCUCUCACUUUUGUAUUGGCUUGGAUUUUCAGGAUUGAGAAGGUGAACUUGAGAAGCUUGCACAGUAAUGCUAAGAUAAUGGGGACUUUGGUUACUGUUGGAGGAGCCAUGAUUAUGACUUUGAUUAGCGGGCCGAUAAUUGGAUUGCCAUGGACGCAUGCAUCACAUGAUAAUCGAGCCUCUGCGAAUCCUAAUGAUAAGGAAGAUCCUGUGAUGAAUCGUGAUUGGAAUGUGGUCCUACAACAUGUUUACCGCGAAUCAAACUUCUCGGCCGACUAUUUGGCGUCGCUUGCGGCGACGGGACCAGGGGGAUGCAACGGCUAG
Striga hermonthica is the source of this 669-nucleotide messenger RNA. NCBI's taxonomy places the organism in Eukaryota, Viridiplantae, Streptophyta, Magnoliopsida, Lamiales, Orobanchaceae. The record is from the annotation of a GenBank genome assembly.